Bipolaris victoriae FI3 is the source of this 792-nucleotide messenger RNA. RefSeq lists its product as hypothetical. The coding region runs from base 1 to 792 and encodes 263 amino acids. Lineage: Eukaryota; Fungi; Ascomycota; Dothideomycetes; Pleosporales; Pleosporaceae. The record is from RefSeq and is a predicted model, not a curated record. The transcript has 2 exons.
AUGUCUGAAGCAUGCUGCACGUGCGCUACGCUCCUUACGUCGAUACCACCUACAUACGACGAGAAGACGGAGAAGCCCUCGCAGUUUGAGCGUAGACUUGACUGCUGCGGCCGCGCUAUAUGCGCUCGAUGUUUAACAGACAACCCUAGAUUCCAAAACUACUGUCCAUUCUGCCAGAUAGCAACAGGACCAUCGGCAUUGCCUCCGCAGGGUCUACGCGAUCCUCCUACAUAUUCGCCACCAGACGAGCACCUGGCGGACGACGAGUUACCACCCUACUCAGCACAUAAUUCAUUGCAAGCGCCACCCGAGAAGUCCAAGGCAAACGGUGAGGAUGCGCCGGAUGUGCUGCAUUUUGUAGACCAGAAUAACGACUCGGUACGCUCUUUAUCUCUUCGAUACGGUGUUCCAGCCGACGCCCUCCGCCGAACAAACAACCUGUUUGCCGACCACUUGCUAGCCGCGCGCAGAACAAUUCUUAUACCCGGCGAGUAUUACAAGGGCGGGGUCAGUCUUAGUCCGCGGCCGCUCGAGGGCGAGGAGGAAGAAAUUAAGAAGACGAAAUUGAGAAAGUUUAUGGUUAAGUGUAAGGUGGCGGAAUAUGAUGUUGCCCUUCUCUAUCUCGAACAAGCAAAUUACAACCUUGAGCAAGCGAUAACUGCGUUCAAGGCCGACGAGGAGUGGGAGAAGGGACAUUCUUUAGAGGCAGCCAAGAAGGGCAAGUCCAAGGCUUCUCAAAGUCUGGGUCGUAAGAAAUGGGGGUUCGGAGGCCUUACUGGCCAAGCUUCGUAG